Molecule: messenger RNA, 1615 nt
Organism: Cicer arietinum (chickpea)
Lineage: Eukaryota; Viridiplantae; Streptophyta; Magnoliopsida; Fabales; Fabaceae
Product: probable protein phosphatase 2C 27
Biological process (GO): protein dephosphorylation
Molecular function (GO): protein serine/threonine phosphatase activity; cation binding
Source: RefSeq, a predicted model, not a curated record
GAAUCUUCUCUUUCUCUCUUUUUUUAUUAUAAAGUACAAAUAAAAUUAUACCAAGUCUUUUAUGUUAUUAUUAUUACUUUCUGUUUUCCAAGCCUACAAGUGCAAAUUCCUGAGCUGAAACUACCACUUGCCAACAACUACUGUGUUUAUCAACAUGUGUGUCCAAGAGGGUGAUGAACAAGUUGAUCAAGAAAUUGAUAACAAAAAGAUGUCAUCAUGGUCUUUGCAUUGUGAUCUUUUGCAUGCCCAGAUGGAUAAUACAGAAAAAGACUCUUCUUUUAGAAUUUCCAGUGACAAAAUCACUCUUACUAAUUCAUUUCCUUUGGAAAGCAUUUGUGAGGAUGCUGAGAUUGCAGAGAAAAAACAGAACCUGAUAAAUUUUGUCCCUAAUCUUCGGUCCGGAGAGUGGUCUGAUAUCGGAGGUCGAUCAUACAUGGAGGAUACUCACAUAUGCAUUGGAGACUUGGCAAAGAAAUUUGGUUAUAAUGUUGUCAAUGAAGAAGCUAUUUCCUUUUAUGGUGUAUUUGAUGGACAUGGAGGAAAGAGCGCUGCGCAAUUUGUUCGUGAUCAUCUGCCGAGGGUGAUUGUUGAAGAUGCUGACUUCCCUCUGGAACUUGAGAAGGUGGUCACAAGGUCAUUUUUGGAGACUGAUUCAGAGUUUGCAAAAACAUGCUCUAUUGAGUCUUCUUUAUCUUCUGGUACAACUGCAUUAACUGCAAUCAUAUUUGGAAGGUCUUUACUUGUGGCCAAUGCUGGGGACUGUCGUGCUAUUUUGUCCCGAGCUGGAGGGGCUAUAGAAAUGUCCAAAGAUCACAGGCCCUUAUGCAUCAAAGAAAGGAAGAGAAUUGAGUCGCUUGGCGGAUUUGUUGAUGAUGGUUACUUGAAUGGUCAGUUAGGCGUCACGCGUGCUCUAGGUGAUUGGCAUCUUGAAGGAAUGAAGGAAAUUAGCGGAAGAAGCGGACCGUUGAGUGCUGAGCCAGAACUUAAAUUAAUGACAUUGACAAAAGAAGACGAAUUCUUGAUAAUUGGAAGUGAUGGAAUAUGGGAUGUUUUUCGUAGCCAAAAUGCUAUAGAUUUUGCUAGGAGGAGGCUUCAAGAGCAUAAUGAUGUGAAACAAUGUUGCAAGGAAAUAAUAGGAGAAGCAAUAAAGAGAGGAGCAACAGAUAAUUUAACUGUUGUGAUGAUAUGUUUUCAAUCAGAUCCACCACCACCUUUGGUUGUAGAAAGGCCUAGAGUUAGAAGAAGCAUAUCUGCUGAAGGACUUCAGAAUCUUAAAUGCCUUCUAGAAGGAUAGUAUUCUUCUCUGCAAUACCUUUUUUUUGGUGAGCUGAGAUUAUGUACAUAAGUUCAUCUAUGCAUUUCUGGUGAGGUAGAGAAAGUUACACACUGAUGUGCCAAAUUAAAAAUAAAACUAAAACUAUCGUAUGAUUGUUUUUCCCAUUUUUUGUGGGAAAGAGAGACGUGAAUUAUGUAUAUUGUGGACAGUGUGAUUGAAGCACACGAUAAUUUAAUAUUGUACUUUGUUUUAAUCUUAUUGAAGACCCCUCAGGAGUCAACCAAGUUACUGUAAAUGGAAUCCAUACAGGUAGUUUUCUUGUAAUAUGUUGUUAUUGCA